UUUUUUUAGAUCUAACGAAGAAAAUUUCCCGUCGACCUCAGGCCAAGGCCAAGGCCGUGGCCGUGGUCGCGGUCGCAGUCGCGGUGCCAAUAGAGGCAGAGGUGCUGAGGAUCCCACUUCUUACGGUCAGAGCCGCCCGACAAGUUUCGCAAAGACAUUUUGCGAACUUGUCGGCGGCCGACAAGAAGGAGCUAAUUAACAGGAAAAGACACAAGGAGCUGCAGCGGGUGCUCCUUCCCGACACGCCUCCGCGCAAGCGACGUACUUUAAAUGCUUCUCCUGAGAGGGAGCUGCCGGAAGUAAUGGAUCCACUGCAACCUACGCCGCAAGUGGAUCCACUACAGCCAUCUACUUCGUGGCAACCGACGCCGCCUCUACAAGUGCCGGCUGACGUAGAGUUUGUUAACGAGGAGAUCGGAGACAGCUCCAGGGACCCGACGCCGCCUCUACAAGUGCCGGCUGACGUCGAGUUUGUUAACAACGAGGAGAUUGGCGACAGCGACGCGUCCGUUGGUACGGCAGAGGCGGACACGGUAGCCGAGGAUGCCAACCUGUCUACGCUGAAGAGGUAUCGCCGCGUGCAAGCCAUACAGCAACACUUCUGGAAACGGUUCUCCAACGACUACGUGUCACUCCUCCAACUGAAGACGAAGUGGCGCCACGGGGACACACUGAAACCCGAGAGUCUCGUCCUAAUAAGGGACAAAACUGCACCUCCUCUCAUCUGGCUCUUGGGGAGGAUAGUCAAGACCUACCCAGGAGUCGACGGGGUCAGCAGAGUGGCCGAAAUUAGAACCAAGAAGGGCACAAUUCGGCGAGGAUUCAACAACAUCUGCGUGCUGCCCCUGGAUGAUCAUCCUUGAAUUACUUCAACCCGGGGAGCCUGUCUACGCAUCGUCUCGACUCGCCCUCCUGCUGCCCACAUCACUACGUGCGCCGGAAGCCGGGCACAGCACUACAGCGGUCUGCGCGGGCAGCGGUAGGGGCGGCUCUCGGGAGCCGCCACUUGGACUUCCGCCCUCCGCGAACGCGCGUCGCGCACCCUUGCAUUUCUUGAUUUCUUGUAAUAACACGAAGAACUACCAGUAAACACCUAUAAAAUACAGUCCACUCUUUUUAUUGAAGACCCUACGCUACAGAGUCUGUGAUCUCCUUGUUAAAAUACUCUCUGCAUACAUUCGCCCAGUUUUCAGUGGUUGACAGGCCAAUGAAACCAAUGAGUCUAGAGAACUAGGCGAGUUGGGUACCUUGUCCGCCUCUGCCGUACCAACGGAACCGUCGCUGUCUCCGAUCUCUCAU
Messenger RNA from Ostrinia nubilalis (European corn borer), 1299 nucleotides. RefSeq lists its product as uncharacterized. The transcript has 6 exons. Lineage: Eukaryota; Metazoa; Arthropoda; Insecta; Lepidoptera; Crambidae. Bases 303 to 863 code for a protein of 186 amino acids. The record is from RefSeq and is a predicted model, not a curated record.